AAAGAUAACCUAAAAAUUGUAUUUGUUUACAUUUAACACUAAAAUCAAAAUGCAAAUUGAAAGAUGCAAUGAAAGUAUUCAAGAAAAUUGUAGAUUGUGCCAACAAGUUCCAGGAAUAAUCAAUGUAAUCCAAAACAAAGAAUUUAUGGAUAAAGUUUUUGGAAUCACCAAAGUUAAAAUUAACCAUGAUCAAAUGCAAUUCUUUCCAAAAUCAGUAUGUGCUGCAUGCCAUUUAAGUGUUGAGCAAAUGCAUAAUUUUAUACAACAAAUCCAAUUAGUCAAUAAAAAGCUGCACUCCAUCAUUCUUCCGUUGCCAGUCAAAUCAGCAGAACAUAAUGCAAAUACACAAAAUAAUGAAACAUUUUCAAUAAAAAGCAAUGAUAGUAAAUGUCACAUAUGUGCAAAAUUAUUUGAAACGGAUAGAUGUUUGGAAAUUCAUAAACGAACUCACACUGCACAGUUGAAUUGUAUAAUACAGGAUAAUAAAAAUAAUGGAGAUAGCGAUACUUGUGAUUUCAUAUCAGACAAUGAAGAUCACGAAAACGCUCCCACAGAAGAUAGUCCUACAGACGCAAUUCCCACAGAAAAUGGCAUAAAGGACACCAGUGGAACAAAGUGUAAAAAGACUGAACGUACGUUUCCUUGUACAUUUCCAAAUUGCACAAAAGUAUGCACUUCAUUGUAUACUGUAAGAACACAUUUAAUGAAACACGAAGGCCGGACCCCAUUUCUUUGCGUAACUUGUGGAAAGGGUUUUCGUACAAAAAACUCUUUAAAUUGUCACGAAAAAAUUCACGCCGAAGUUAAACCUUAUGUUUGUGAUGAGUGCAAUAUUCGUUUCUCAGUUUCCAGCAACCUACGAGCUCAUCAGAAGAAGCAUCAUGAAGGUAUUAGGUAUUAUUGCUCUCAGUGCCCGCUAGUGUACAUUUCAAAAUAUAGCCUUGAGAGACAUGAACUGGUUCAUACUGGUGUAAAGCAGUAUAAUUGCAGGACGUGUAAAUCUGCUUUUUAUACGAAUAAAGAAUUGUUGAAACAUGAUAGAUAUCACCAGGGGUUGCGAUUGUACAAGUGUGAGCAGUGUUUCAAGGCGUUUUUUGAAAAACACCAUCUAACUGUACAUAUAAGAGGUCACACUGGUGAAAGGCCAUAUGUGUGUAAGAUAGCAGGAUGUGGAAAAACAUUUACAGAAAGUCAGAAAUUAACAAGACAUCUAAAAGCGAGACAUCCCCUAGUUUGAGUUAUAAUUUUGUUUUGUAUGUUCAAUGUAAUAGGUUUUAAUAAAAUGUAACUACAUAAUGAA
Photinus pyralis (common eastern firefly) is the source of this 1300-nucleotide messenger RNA. Its product is annotated as zinc finger protein 2 homolog. The coding region runs from base 50 to 1237 and encodes 395 amino acids. Gene Ontology annotation, cellular component: nucleus. Gene Ontology annotation, molecular function: RNA polymerase II cis-regulatory region sequence-specific DNA binding; DNA-binding transcription factor activity, RNA polymerase II-specific; zinc ion binding. The transcript has 7 exons. The record is from RefSeq and is a predicted model, not a curated record. Gene Ontology annotation, biological process: regulation of transcription by RNA polymerase II. Lineage: Eukaryota; Metazoa; Arthropoda; Insecta; Coleoptera; Lampyridae.